Molecule: messenger RNA, 2057 nt
Organism: Oryzias latipes (Japanese medaka)
Lineage: Eukaryota; Metazoa; Chordata; Actinopteri; Beloniformes; Adrianichthyidae
Gene: c9
Product: complement component 9
Biological process (GO): complement activation
Cellular component (GO): membrane attack complex
Molecular function (GO): protein binding
Source: RefSeq, a predicted model, not a curated record
AAAAGCUAUGUGAACAGACUACAUAGAGCAGGACUCUGUUUGUCCCUUCAAAGAUUCAUGAUGAGAAUCGAGGUCGCGCUUCAGCUGGGCUUCUGCAGUCUAUGUCUACUUCUGGGAUUCUUUAGAGGAGGAGCGGCUGUAGAGAUUCCUGACCCACCACCUAUUAACUGUGUCUGGAGCCGCUGGUCAGAGUGGACGACUUGUGAUCCCUGCACAAAGAUCAGAAGGCGUUCUCGGGCCAUAGAAGUGUUUGGCCAGUUUAGGGGUGAUGCUUGCCAGGGAUCAAUAGGUGAAAGUACGGCUUGCACAACAUCUGAGGCGUGCGUGAACCCGACUGCCAUCCCUUGCUCAGACAUUGAGUUCGAGUGUGAAUCAAGAAAAUGUAUCAAGAAAAGGUUAAUGUGCAAUGGGGACUAUGACUGUGAGGAUGGAUCAGAUGAAGACUGCGACCCUGUGCGGAAACCCUGUGGUCAAACAGUUCUCAUUAACAAUGAACAAGGCAGGACAGCAGGAUAUGGGAUCAACAUUUUGGGUGCUAAUCCUCGAAUGAACCCCUUCAACAAUGACUACUUUAAUGGGAGGUGUGACCGUGUCAGAAAUCCAAACAAAGGGAAUUAUGACAGGCUUCCUUGGAACGUCGGUGUCCUCAAUUAUGAGACUCUGGUGGAGGAGACCGUCUCCAGAGAAAUCUACGAGAACACGCACAGCCUUCUGAAGACCAUGAUACAGGAUAAGACGUUUAAACUUGAUGCAGGGUUCAACGUAAAACUUAGCCCAUCUGAACCAUCUAUGUCCAAUCUGUCUGGAACUAUUGGAGCAGACCUUGGAUUUUCAAGGCAAAACAUGCUGAAGGAGGUCACGGAAUACACCACCAUAAAGAACAAGAGCUUUAUGAGAGUAAAAGGCAGAGUGCAGAUGAGCACCUACAGGAUGCGCUCCCGUGAGCUCCAACUCGCAGAUGAAUUCCUGAAACAUGUCCAGUCUUUGCCUGUUGAGUAUGAAAAGGGUAUUUACUUUGCCUUCCUGGAGGACUAUGGAACCCACUACACGAAAAAUGGAAAGUCAGGUGGUGAAUACGACUUAGUCUAUGUUCUAAACCAGGAUACCAUCAAGACAAAACAAAUUACAGAGCGAACCCUUCAACAGUGCAUCAAAGCAGGCAUUACAGCAGAUUUUGGGGUCCCAGGGGUCGAUGUUUCAGGUCACGUAAAACCUGAGGGAUGCGACAACCCCAAGGAAAUAACACAAGCUGACACUGAUGGAAAAGCAGUGGUGGAUAAGGUUGUGACAUCUGUCAGAGGAGGAAAUAUGGAAAGUGCUGUUGCCAUGAGAGGCAAGCUAAACAAAGAGGGGAUAAUGGACAUCGGAACAUAUCAGUUCUGGGCUCGGUCCAUCGCAGAUGCCCCUGCACUGCUGAGCAGCGAGCCGGAACCCAUUUAUAUGCUGGUUCCACCGAAUAUGCCAGAUUCAAAUGCCAGGAUCGAAAACCUGAAACGGGCCACACAGGACUACAUGGCUGAAUACAACGUGUGCAAAUGCAAGCCCUGUCAAAAUGGAGGCACUCUUGCUCUGCUAGAGGGAAAGUGCAUUUGCAUCUGCCCCGAUGUUUUUGAGGGCUCGGCCUGCCAGAACUUCAAACCAGACAAAAAUAAAGGCCCGGCAACAAGACCUACGGUGGAUCAACUGGGUAACUGGUCCUGCUGGUCAACCUGGUCCAGCUGCAGUGGAGGAAAACGCAGCAGAACUCGGUUCUGCAAAACAGAUGGAGUCCCUGGAGCGUCGUGUACAGGAGACACCAACAGUGACGAAUACUGCUAAGCGAAUUCUGAAAGAUGUCCUUUGAGAUUUUGGUCAUAAGAGCAAACAAGUGCAGAUGAAGGACAAGCAAAACAUUGUUUAUGAAACUUAAAAAUAAACAUUAAUCCCGAUUAAUAGGUCAUCUGAUAUGUUUUAAGUAAAAGGAUAAGCAGUAGCAUUGCAGUAAUUAUGAUUUCUAUUAUAAUCUCUGAAAUUUGUUCACAUUCUUGGGUAAAAUAAAGCCACAGUUUUGAUCUGAA